Messenger RNA from Cebus imitator (Panamanian white-faced capuchin), 12881 nucleotides. RefSeq names its product pecanex 1 (gene PCNX1). The record is from RefSeq and is a predicted model, not a curated record. The transcript has 35 exons. Gene Ontology annotation, cellular component: membrane. The coding region runs from base 456 to 7436 and encodes 2326 amino acids. NCBI's taxonomy places the organism in Eukaryota, Metazoa, Chordata, Mammalia, Primates, Cebidae.
GAGGAGGAGCUGGAGGGGGCGCGGCUUCCUCCCCGUCGCUCCCGGGCGUCGGGCCUCCUUCUCCGCCUGGCCCAGGGGUGGCGGCCGGCGGGGGUCGCGGCGGCGGCAGCGGCGACGGGGGCGCUGGCGGGCCGCGGGUGGCGGGGGCCUGGCCGCGGCUCUGGGUGUUAGGAGACAAGAUGGCGGCGGCGCUCAGGAGGCCGGUCUCCUCCUCUCCGCCGUCCUCCGCCCCGCCGCUCGCCGCCUCCUCCUCCCGGGUCUCCUCCUCCUCUUUCGCUGCCUCCUCCUCCUCCUGCAGCGGCACCAGCGACCGCCGAGGCGCCGGCUCGCUCUCCCGGAGCUCCGGAGGGGGAUAGACGGGGCAGCUGCAGGCUCCGGCGACCGAGGCCGAGCUGGGGCCGGGGCGGGGACGGCGGCGGCGGCGGCGGCGGCGGCGGCGGCGGCGCCGGGUGGGGAUGGGGUCGCAGACGCUGCAGAUCCUCCGACAGGGGGUGUGGGCCGCGCUCAGCGGGGGCUGGUACUACGACCCGCACCAGGCCACCUUCGUGAACGCGCUGCACCUCUACCUGUGGCUGUUUCUGCUGGGCCUGCCCUUCACCCUCUACAUGGCCCUUCCUUCUUCCAUGAUUAUAGUAGCAGUUUAUUGUCCUGUGAUAGCUGCUGUUUUUGUUGUUCUGAAGAUGGUCAACUAUCGACUACACAGAGCACUUGAUGCUGGAGAAAUUGUAGAUAGGACUGCAAAUGAGUUCACAGAUCAGCGAGGCAAAGCUGAACAAGUCAACUGUUCAACCAGGAGAAAAGACAGCAACGGACCGAGUGAUCCUGGUGGAGGGAUUGAGAUGUCUGAGUUCAUCCGAGAGGCUACACCCCCAGUUGGUUGCAGUUCCAGAAACUCUUAUGCCGGCCUAGAUCCAAGCAACCAGAUCGGAUCUGGUUCCUCACGUCUUGGAACAGCAGCAACUAUUAAAGGAGAUACUGAUACUGCUAAGACUUCUGAUGAUAUCAGUUUAAGUCUGGGCCAGAGUUCUAGUCUUUGUAAGGAAGGAAGUGAAGAACAAGAUUUGGCAACUGAUCGGAAGCUCUUUCGUCUUGUUUCCAAUGACUCCUUCAUCUCCAUUCAGCCUUCCUUAUCCUCUUGUGGACAGGACUUACCAAGAGACGUCAGUGACAAAGUGAGCCUGCCAAGUCAUAGUCACCACCACCAUGUUGAUCAGUCUCUGUCCAGUGCCUGUGACACAGAAGUAGCUUCUCUUGUACCUUUACACUCACACUCUUAUAGAAAAGACCACCGGCCGCGAGGUGUACCACGGACUUCUAGCUCUGCUGUGGCUUUUCCAGACACUUCACUGAAUGAUUUUCCCCUUUAUCAGCAAAGACGGGGGUUAGAUCCAGUUAGUGAGUUAGAAUCUUCCAAGCCUCUUUCUGGAUCCAAAGAAUCCUUGGUGGAAAAUUCUGGUUUAUCUGGGGAAGUUCAGCUUGCUGGUGACUUGAAAAUCAAUGCUUCUCAGCCACCCACAAAAAGUGGGAAGAGCAAACCAUUGAAAGCAGACAAAAGCAUGGACAGCUUGAGGAGCCUGAGCACACGGAGUAGUGGGUCAACAGAGAGCUACUGCAGUGGAACAGACCGGGACACUAACAGUACUGUCAGCAGCUAUAAAAGUGAGCAUACCAGCUCAACUCACAUAGAGAGCAUUUUGUCAGAGCAUGAGUCGUCUCCUAAAGCAGGAACAAAAAGUGGGAGGAAAAAAGAGUGCUGUACAGGCCUAGAGGAAAAGAGUAGCUGUGCUGGUGUCAAAAGGACUAGCAGUGAAAAGAUUGCCAUGGAAGCGAGUACCAACAGUGGAGUUCACGAAGCCAAGGACUGUACGCCCUCUGAUGAGAUGCACAACCAGAGAGGUCUCAGCAACUCUGCAUCUGAAGAAGCCAAUAAAAAUCCACAUGCAAAUGAAUUUACUUCCCAAGGGGACAGACCACCUGGGAAUACUGCAGAAAACAAAGAAGAGCAGAGUGAUAAGUCAGCUGUUUCUAUGGAUUCCAAAGUGUGUAAAGAUGUUGGUGGAAAGCCAAAGGAAGGGGAUGUUCGACCGAAAUCUUCUAGCGUAAUCCAUCGGACAGCUUCUGCCCACAAGUCGGGCAGGAGACGGACAGGAAAAAAACGAGCUAGCAGUUUUGAUUCAAGUCGGCAUAGGGACUAUGUUUGCUUUCGAGGUGUUUCUGGUACCAAGCCACACAGUGCUAUAUUUUGUCAUGACGAGGACUCUAGUGAUCAAAGUGACUUGAGUAGAGCAUCAAGUGUUCAGUCUGCUCACCAGUUCAGCAGUGAUAGCUCAUCUAGCACCACUUCUCAUUCCUGUCAGUCUCCUGAAGGCAGAUACAGUGCUCUAAAGACCAAACACACUCAUAAAGAAAGGGGCACAGACUCUGAACACACACACAAAGCUCAUUUGGGUCCUGAAGGAACUGGCAAAAAGCGUGCAGCACGACGGACUUCUAGCACAAAUAGUGCCAAGACUCGCGCCCGAGUGUUGAGCCUGGACAGUGGCACAGUAGCAUGUUUGAAUGACCCAAACAGGUUAAUGGCACCUGAAAGCAUAAAGCCCUUAACCACUUCAAAAUCAGAUCUUGAGGCCAAAGAGGGAGAGGUGCUAGAUGAGCUAUCUUUAUUAGGACGGGCUUCCCAGUUAGAGACAGUCACUCGGUCUAGGAAUAGCUUGCCAAACCAGGUUGCAUUUCCUGAAGGGGAAGAGCAAGAUGCAGUCAGUGGAGCAGCACAAGCCAGCGAGGAGGCAGUGUCAUUUCGUCGUGAACGCAGCACAUUUAGGCGCCAGGCAGUACGGCGCCGGCACAAUGCAGGGAGUAACCCUACCCCUCCUACAUUGCUCAUCGGAUCACCCCUAAGCCUUCAAGAUGGUCAGCAAGGCCAGCAGUCCACAGCCCAGGUCAAAGUCCAGUCCCGCCCCCCUUCCCAGGCUGCAGUGCUCAGUGCUAGUGCCUCCUUGCUGGUGAGAAAUGGGAGUGUCCACUUAGAAGCAUCACAUGACAAUGCAUCUGCUGUAGGCGGUAGCAGUUUGCAGGAUGAACUUGGUAAGUUCUCUUCUACGCUGUAUGAGACUGGUGGCUGUGAUAUGUCACUUGUGAAUUUUGAACCAGCAGCAAGAAGAGCAUCCAAUAUCUGUGACACAGAUUCUCAUGUAUCCAGUUCUACCUCAGUUCGAUUUUAUCCACAUGAUGUGCUCUCUCUCCCACAGAUUCGAUUGAAUAGACUAUUGACCAUUGAUACAGAUUUGUUGGAGCAACAGGACAUUGAUCUAAGCCCUGACUUGGCAGCUACUUACGGCCCAACAGAAGAAGCUGCCCAAAAGGUUAAACACUAUUAUCGUUUUUGGAUCCUACCCCAGCUGUGGAUUGGCAUUAACUUUGACAGACUCACACUUUUGGCCCUGUUUGAUAGAAAUCGUGAGAUUCUGGAAAAUGUGUUAGCUGUCAUCCUGGCUAUUCUCGUGGCUUUUUUGGGAUCUAUUCUUCUCAUACAAGGCUUCUUCAGAGAUAUCUGGGUCUUCCAGUUCUGCCUGGUCAUAGCCAGUUGUCAAUACUCACUACUUAAGAGUGUUCAACCAGAUUCUUCUUCUCCCAGACAUGGUCAUAAUCGUAUCAUUGCCUACAGUAGACCAGUUUAUUUCUGCUUAUGUUGUGGUCUUAUUUGGCUCUUGGAUUAUGGCAGCAGAAACCUGACUGCAACCAAGUUCAAAUUAUAUGGAAUAACUUUCACCAAUCCACUGGUGUUCAUAUCAGCCAGGGAUUUAGUUAUAGUGACCUUUAAAUUUUUUUCCAUAUAUUUUUAUAACAUAUUUCUUUCCUUUUUCUUUUCCUGUCUAGCCACUACAAGCCUGCUUGCAGCACUUUACAGUUUUAUCUGUAGCAUUGUGGCAGUAGCCUUAUUGUAUGGAUUAUGUUACGGAGCUUUAAAGGAUUCUUGGGAUGGCCAGCAUAUUCCAGUACUAUUUUCCAUUUUUUGUGGUUUGUUAGUGGCAGUGUCUUAUCAUCUCAGCCGACAAAGCAGUGAUCCAUCUGUACUUUUCUCUUUAGUGCAAUCCAGGAUUUUUCCAAAAAUGGAAGAGAAAAAUCCAGAAGACCCUCUAGCUGAAGUAAAAGAUCCACUGCCUGAAAAACUUAGAAAUUCUGUUAGUGAACGAUUGCAGUCUGACCUAGUAGUAUGCAUUGUAAUUGGUGUGCUGUAUUUUGCUAUUCAUGUAAGCACAGUCUUCACAGUAUUGCAGCCUGCUCUCAAGUAUGUGUUGUAUACGUUGGUUGGCUUUGUGGGUUUUGUAACACAUUAUGUGCUGCCUCAAGUUAGAAAACAGCUACCAUGGCACUGUUUCUCUCAUCCUCUGCUAAAGACAGUAGAGUAUAAUCAAUAUGAAGUUCGAAAUGCGGCCACUAUGAUGUGGUUUGAGAAACUUCAUGUGUGGCUUCUUUUCAUGGAGAAGAAUAUAAUCUAUCCAUUGAUUGUUCUCAAUGAACUUAGCAGCAGUGCAGAGGCAAUUGCUAGUCCAAAGAAACUAGAUACAGAAUUAGGUGCUUUAAUGAUCACCAUUGCUGGUUUGAAGUUGCUACGAUCCUCUUUUAGCAGCCCUACAUAUCAGUAUGUCACAGUCAUCUUUACUGUGCUCUUUUUCAAAUUUGACUAUGCAGCUUUUUCAGAGACCAUGCUGUUGGAUCUCUUCUUUAUGUCCAUACUCUUCAACAAGCUUUGGGAACUCCUUUAUAAAUUGCAGUUCGUGUAUACCUAUAUUGCCCCGUGGCAGAUCACAUGGGGUUCUGCUUUCCAUGCUUUUGCUCAGCCUUUUGCAGUGCCCCACUCAGCCAUGCUGUUCAUUCAGGCUGCUGUCUCGGCCUUCUUCUCUACUCCGCUGAAUCCCUUUCUGGGAAGUGCAAUAUUCAUCACUUCAUAUGUCCGACCUGUGAAAUUCUGGGAGAGAGACUAUAACACAAAACGAGUGGAUCAUUCAAAUACCAGAUUGGCUUCUCAGCUUGAUAGAAAUCCAGGAUCAGAUGACAACAAUCUGAAUUCCAUCUUUUAUGAACAUUUAACUAGAUCCCUACAACAUAGCCUCUGUGGUGAUUUGCUACUAGGACGGUGGGGAAACUACAGUACAGGGGACUGUUUCAUCCUUGCCUCUGACUAUCUCAAUGCAUUAGUACACCUUAUAGAGAUAGGCAAUGGUCUGGUCACUUUUCAGCUGCGGGGACUUGAAUUCAGAGGUACCUACUGUCAACAGCGGGAAGUGGAGGCCAUUACUGAAGGUGUAGAGGAAGAUGAAGGAUUUUGCUGUUGUGAACCUGGCCAUAUUCCUCAUAUGCUUUCAUUUAAUGCUGCAUUUAGCCAGCGAUGGCUAGCUUGGGAAGUAAUAGUUACAAAGUAUAUUCUAGAGGGUUAUAGCAUCACUGAUAAUAGUGCUGCUUCUAUGCUUCAAGUCUUUGAUCUUCGGAAAGUACUCACCACUUACUAUGUCAAGGGUAUCAUUUAUUAUGUUACGACCUCUUCUAAGCUAGAGGAGUGGCUAGCUAACGAGACAAUGCAAGAAGGACUUCGUCUAUGUGCAGAUCGCAAUUAUGUUGAUGUGGACCCGACCUUUAAUCCAAACAUUGAUGAAGACUAUGACCACCGACUGGCAGGCAUAUCUAGGGAGAGUUUCUGUGUGAUUUACCUCAACUGGAUAGAGUACUGCUCUUCCCGAAGAGCAAAGCCACUGGAUGUGGACAAAGAUUCUUCCCUGGUGACUCUCUGUUAUGGACUCUGUGUACUUGGACGGAGAGCUUUGGGGACUGCAUCCCACCAUAUGUCCAGUAAUUUAGAGUCAUUCCUCUAUGGAUUGCAUGCCCUAUUUAAAGGAGAUUUCCGUAUUUCUUCAAUUCGAGAUGAAUGGAUCUUUGCUGAUAUGGAAUUGCUAAGGAAAGUAGUAGUCCCUGGGAUCCGUAUGUCCAUUAAACUUCAUCAGGAUCAUUUUACUUCUCCAGAUGAAUAUGAUGACCCUACUGUGCUCUAUGAAGCCAUUGUAUCUCAUGAGAAAAACCUCGUAAUAGCCCAUGAAGGGGACCCUGCAUGGCGGAGCGCAGUACUUGCCAACUCUCCCUCCUUGCUUGCUCUGCGGCAUGUCAUGGAUGAUGGCACCAAUGAAUAUAAAAUCAUCAUGCUCAACAGACGCUACCUGAGCUUCAGAGUCAUUAAAGUGAAUAAGGAAUGUGUCCGAGGUCUUUGGGCGGGUCAACAGCAGGAGCUUGUUUUUCUACGUAACCGUAACCCAGAGAGAGGUAGCAUCCAAAAUGCAAAGCAAGCCCUGAGAAACAUGAUAAACUCAUCUUGUGAUCAACCUAUUGGCUACCCAAUCUUUGUCUCACCCCUGACAACUUCUUACUCUGACAGCCAUGAACAGCUUAAAGACAUUCUUGGGGGUCCUAUCAGCUUGGGAAAUAUCAGGAACUUCAUAGUGUCAACCUGGCACAGGCUUAGGAAAGGUUGCGGAGCUGGAUGUAACAGUGGUGGCAAUAUUGAAGAUUCUGAUACUGGAGGUGGGACUUCCUGCACUGGUAACAAUGCAACAACUGCCAACGAUCCCCACAGCAACGUAUCCCAGGGAAGCACUGGAAAUCCUGGGCAGGGAUCAGGAACCGGACUCCACCCACCUGUCACAUCUUAUCCUCCACCCCUAGGCACUAGCCACAGCUCUCACUCUGUGCAGUCGGGCCUGGUCAGACAGUCUCCUGCCCGGGCCUCAGUAGCCAGCCAGUCUUCCUACUGCUACAGCAGCCGGCAUUCGUCCCUCCGGAUGUCCGCCACGGGGUUUGUGCCUUGUCGGCGCUCUUCUACCAGUCAGAUAUCGCUUCGAAACUUGCCAUCAUCCAUCCAGUCCCGCCUGUCGAUGGUGAACCAAAUGGAACCCUCCAGUCAGAGUGGCCUGGCCUGUGUGCAGCACGGCCUCCCUUCCUCCAGCAGCUCCAGCCAAAGCAUCCCAGCCUGCAAACAUCACACUUUUGUGGGCUUUCUUUCGACAGAGGGAGGUCAGGGCAGUGCCACUGAUGCACAGCCAGGCAACACCUUAAGUCCUGCCAAUAAUUCACACGCCAGAAAGGGAGAAGUGAUUUACAGAGUCCAAAUUGUGGAUCCCGGUCAAAUUCUGGAAGGGAUCAACCUGUCUAAAAGGAAAGAGCUACAGUGGCCUGAUGAGGGAAUUCGGUUAAAAGCUGGGAGAAAUAGCUGGAAAGACUGGAGUCCGCAGGAGGGCAUGGAAGGUCAUGUGAUUCACCGAUGGGUGCCUUGCAGCAGAGAUCCAGGUACUAGAUCCCACAUCGACAAGGCAGUGCUUCUGGUCCAGAUUGAUGAUAAAUAUGUGACUGUAAUUGAAACUGGGGUACUAGAACUUGGGGCUGAAGUGUGAGCCAAUGUUUUAUAAAGACGUUUCAUUUUCCCUCUCAAUUCCAAGACACUGGAAAAAGAGAGGAGCAAGAAGACGCCUGCAGGUAUCACAUCAGUCCUGUAUGGGAGAGACUGAAAGCAGAAUGAGCUUGGUUAAGCGCCUCUCCUUUGCCCUUCACCCUGACUCCUGUCACUGUCUCCAUCCCCAAAUAAAGCUGAAAUAUUUUUUUAAGUUAGCUGCCAAGAAAACAUUUUGCAUGAAAGAUAAAGUUCUGUUAAAAUACAUCCUUAAAAAAAGUCUUUCCUAUGCAUUGCCUAUGCUUUAAAUCAACAAACUCUUCAUUUCUAAACUAUGAUCUCAUAUUUUUCUAAUUUCUUUGCCAAAAAUAAUUACCAUGUUUUGUCAUAGAACAUGAAAUUCAUUUACCUUGAUUUUUAAAAACAGACCAGUGUAGAAAUGUUCUGUUUGACUUAUAGCAGUGUAAAAGUUUAAUGUACAGUGAAAGAGACGAUGAACAGACAUAGAUUUAUCUUAUUCCUUGAGCGCUAAAAACUUUAAUGAAAAAAAAACCUGCACUAAUUUUUUUACAGCAAUGCACUAAAGUCUGAGAUUUCUCAGAACAUUUAUUUAUAUAUAAAAAUAAAGUACCAUUAUUUAAAUUGCCUUUGGGAUUAACCCCUUCCCUUAUAAACAUAGGUAGCAGGAACUGUGCUGCUAAUUUUUCUGUUAGUAGUCUAUACUUCAUGCCAGGAUAUUGGAUGUUUUCUUUAAAAUGAAUAUGUAAUCUCAAGAUAUACAUAGCUUCAUCAUUGACAUUUCCCAGAGCCAACAGUCAGCGGAUCAGUCAUGUGAACACCACUGCCAGCUCCUGUGUCCACAUCUCAGAGGAGCCCAUGCUCUCUGCUUCUCUCCAGCAGGGCAAGCUCUGCUGGGCUGGGCUCGAUUCUGGGAAGAAAAUGUGUUUCUUUAAGAAGAAGGUGAAGGUCCAGGAAUUUAAAGAAAGGAUCAGUUGCCUUUUAUUUAUUUUAUGAGUUUCUAGCUCUUGAAGUUAUUCACAAGCAGUUUAGUUAAUCAAGUAAAAUUUUUUCAAAUAAAAAUAUCCAAAUGGUGCAGUUAUUAUUAUAUCCCUCUUUAAUAAUUUUGCUUUUUAUUUUUCCCCUCUUCUUUUUCUAUUACUUGAAUUUUAUUUCCUGUAAUUUUUAGUGUGUAGCUGUAAAUUGAAAUAUUUAUAACUGUGAAAUUGACUUAAUUCAUAUGUUGUCUCAUAACUUAAAUUUUAUUGGUUUUUUUUAAAAAAAUGUAUAUUCAGGGAAAUAUAUUACUCAUAUUUACAAUUGGGCGAUAUAGGAAUUUCAAUUUAGAUUUAAUUUGCAACUUUUAGCAUUUUUUAAAUUCUUAAGAAAAUUUUCCCUUUUGUUGUGAAACUCCAAAGAAAAUUGUACAUCUCCUCUGAGCAUUUAGGAGCAGCCAUCUUUGUACCCCUUGUGAAUAGAACAUUGAAAGAAACAGGUAAAAGUAAGUUUAAUAAUGCAUUUUGUUUAAUCCAGUACAUUCGAAGUAUUACUAUUUCAUCAUGUGUCACUAGCCAUAUUUCAAGUACUCAAUAGCUACAUGUACCUAGUGGCUACUGUAUUAGACAGUACAGAUUUAAAGUAUCUUUUAUCGAGGUGACAGAAGAGAGGAGCUGUUUUUCCUACUAAUUCUGAUGUAGAUCUCACGUUAUAGCAUAACAUUACAGUAGAAGGAAUGAAAACUAAGAAAGUAAAUAGUGAACAUACCAAUCUUACUACAUUUCCACUUUGAAACCCAUUUAUUUUUCCUUUUUCCGGUUUUAAACUUCUGUGGUCAUUCAGAACCUACUGUGCCUUGUGUUGACAUUUACAUAGACUUCACACUUUACAAAUUUACUGUUUAAAAAUACAUGUCAAAUGAUUUACUGAACCUUUAUAUAAAGGUACCCUUUCUAAAUUGACCAUUUAAAAAAUGUCUUUUUCUGAUACUGUCAUUAUAUUCUGCAUUUGCCUCGUUUUGGCAGAUCUACAGUAUGCCAUUAAAGUUUAGUGUUUUUGGUUUUGGAGGGUUUUUUUUUGAAACUGAAUUUAUAAUCGAUUUCUCUAUGUACAUAUAUUUUAAAAAUCUUCUCAAAGUAACUAUGUUCCCUUCUGCUUGUUCCCUUUCUGAAGUGAAUAUGAUCUUUUCAUGGUCAUUGCCUAGAUAAGAGAUAAGUAGAGCCUUUUCAGUCUUAGGCGGAAGGUAAUUCAUUUUCCCAUACACAAAAAAAAAAAAUCUGACCUUCACAUGAUUUAAUCAGAAGGGCUGGAAUUUUUUUGAUUUCUAGCCCCUGCUCCAAAAAAAUUUUUAACGCAUCACAUACUCUGAAAAGUCAGAUUUCAAAUGCAAGACAAGAUUUUAUAUGGAACAUAUAUGUUGGGUUUUGAUUUUGGGUAGCAAUUGAUAUGUAUUUUUCUCAAAAAAAGUUGAAUUUUGUUAACAUAUAAUUCUUUAGUGAGUUUAUAAAUUAGGAACCCUGAGAGAAGCCCUGUUGUUUUUCUUAAGAGUCUAAAACUGACAGUCUUUUAAAAAUCAUAAUACUUUUCUAGUAAUUGCAUCAGGGGAAAUGGUGAUAAUUGAAGAAACAUUCAUUUCUUAAGAAUAAUUUGAUCUAAAUUAUAUGGAAAUAUAAUACUUGCAUUAACUUAAUUGAUCAUAAAUUUUUGUUCCUGCCUCAUCUGUCACCCCUCCUCCGAGAACCGUGAAUGACUUGUUUAGAUUCUCUGCUUAACGUUUUUCAGUUAUGUACAAGACUUCAGCCUACAUUAAUGUCUUUAGUUUAUAAAUUGCCAAUGCUUCGAUUUCCAUAAUUUGAAAGUAAAAAGAUAUAAUUAAAACACUAGCUUUUUUUAUUCAUUUCCUUUUUAUAAUGCAUGAUUGAAAUCUUUCAGUUUUUUCUUGUUUAAUUCUUCCCCACCCCGACCCCCACUUAUAAGAGAAAGAUGAUCAUAGAAUGAGUUAUAAAUUGUUGACUUUUUUUCCUUUUUUUCUUUCAUUCAGUGUCAAAAAACAUUCUAUAGCUCCUAACUAAGCUUUUGGUUAAUCUCCCAACUUAUACCUUGGUGUGAACUCUCUUUUUACACCAUUUUCAACACUGGAUAAAACUUUAAUGUUGACUUUUAUGCUAAAGAACUUUAAUUUUUCUAAGAAUCUAGAUUAACAUAAGAUGAUGAUGUUUAGGGAACUUGGAAGAGUAAGUGGUGAGGCUGUAUGUAUAUUUUUUAAGAGAUUGCCUUUUAGGAAAUUAGCGAACAAACUUAACCAGUGUUCUGCCUUCUUUGACUUUGUUACUGGAGGAUGAUAAUCUAAUUCUAUUAGAUUUGAAGUAUUUUGGAAAAUAUUUCAAGUAUAUCUGAAAUACUUCUAAUUUUUGAAACAGAAGUAGUCAGACAAUAUUUGUAUCCUAAGUGAGAUGGAAGAUUAUUCUGUGUACUAAAUGUCAGGCAAUGAAAAUAGAAGUUUUUGUGUAGGAAACCCAGUAAGAAGAUGUGUUUCUCUUUCUGAAUUAGUUUAUUUUUCCAUCACAUACCAAAAUUCACAACUCAGCCUCAUAUUUUUCAGCAGGGGCAGCUUAGCCUUGAUAAAUUCAUCCGUGCUUCUGAGCAUCAUCCUUCUGCCUCUGCUUAGCAGCUCUGCAUUUGGUGAAUUGCUGUUGUGAGUCAUUCAUCCAGCACUAGGCCUUUUAAGCUGAAGAUUCACCCAUUGUCUAGAAUUGUCCUUUUCUUAUAGCUAGCUUUCAAGCAUCUUUCCUCCCAAAUAAAUAUAUAACUUGAGAAAAAGGUGAUAAUGAUUUUGUCAGAAUGCUUUAACUUUAUAUGUACUAGCUACUUAAACAUAAACUGCUGUCCAGAUUACUAAUUUCUUUUAUAUUUUUUUUAAUUAAUUUUUCAUGAAUAUGGACAAAGCCUUUUCUGGGGUGUGUGUUUGUUUUUUAAGUCCUCAUUCAUUCGUAAUCUUUUUUUGUGUAAGGUAAUCAUAUAAUGUUACUUUGGACACAGACCCAGUUAACUUUUUCUUUUGAUAGAGGGUACAUUGUUCAGAUAAGGUAUAAAAUGUCCCUUUUUAUUCUAGAGGCUUUUCCUUUAAUUCCAAGAUUAGUGGAGAGAAUAAUGUCAGUCAAGGUAAGAUGGCACAUGGAACUUGCUAACGGACUUAGGACAUUCUGUUUCAUUCUUACAUGGAUAUUGUUUUAUUGGUGUUGAGAAAGAAGAAAAAUUAGAUACUACCAUGCAUUGGGGCAGCAUAAUUUUAAUAUUACAUUGACUAUAGCUUUUUAAAAAUAAGUAUUAAAAAGCCUUUUCUUAAUUUAUUUUUUUUUAAUUUGGUUAAUAUGCAUCCAGGCUGUCUUAUUUUUACUUGUUAAAUGUCUAGGAAGAAUUGUGAUUGGAAAGGAAUUAAUUAUUAUAAUAAAUCUGGUAGGAUAUGAGUGGAGUAAGUUUGCUUGAAACAAAAGUAUAUUUUCUACUUUGAAUCACCUCACCAGAGUCAUCUGUCAAGAAUUGUAUAUGAAAACAAUUUCUCUUUAUUGCCUACAAACCACAUACUCUUUCUGGAUUAAGAUAAAUAACUUAACGUUUGUGAGUUGAACUUCAUUAUCUGCCAUUUUGUGGAAUCAACCUCACAUUCUUUGGUGGAACUGGAACUGAUUGUCACCACAAGCUUAUAUGAGAACUCUGUUCUAAGACUUAUACCUAUUAUAUAGGGUUAUACCUUCUUUCUUAUGCCUCAGCGCUGUACCUGACAAUUUAUAAUUCGGUGGAGCCAAGCUAGAAGGAACAAAGGUCAUCUAACACUGUGAUGGGGAUGAAUUCCUGGGUAUUACCUGCACAAGGAGGUGGUGCCCCGGAAUUCACAACAGAGUAGUAAUAGAGCAUAGGAUGGCUGCUCCAGAUGACUCUUGGGUUUGGUGUACUUGUGAUUGAACAAUAUUUUUUAUAUAUGAAGCUUGAUUCUACAACCAAAAUAAUAGAAGUUUUUUGGGGGAGGGGAUCAUGUCUGCUUAUGCUUUUUAAAAGCUUAUAGUUUAAGUAAAAGUAAAUUGUAAAAACUGAUUAACCCUAUACAAGUCUGGCAAUGAGCUCUGCAUGAGGAAAUGGAAGGAGGAAUAUUUAACUUGAUUCUUGGAAAGUGGACUAAGAAGGAAAAUGGGUUUUCCUUUUCUGAUCAUGGGCUCUGGAAAGUAUUCAUGGCCUUUACCAGCAUUCAGCAUAAACCAGAGAUAAGGACAUAUGUACUUACGUGUGUCUGUGAGUGUGUGUGUGUGUGUGUCUGAGUGUUAUUCUGAACAGCUUGUAAAUAUUGUAGUUGUUUAAAAUGGAAAAUAAAGACUGAGUUUUUCUGGCAAAUAUAUUGCAUCAAAAAUACAGUAUUGACAGUGGAUAAACACUGAGAAAAUAAAUUUUUUUUUCAUUUUGC